AUUCACCUGGGAUCCCCCACCCGGUGGUGAUGAUGGGGUUGAAGAGAAAAGAAGUACUGCAGUUCGGGGGAAGUUGAAGUGGGCUCGGGAUUGUUACUUUAUUCUUCCUGACUUCAACCUUCCUCGACUGCUUCCGGACUUCUUCCUCUCCGCCGGAGCUUCUUCCUACUUUCACUUCUGCCUCUCAUUGUCUCCUGCCUACCUCGAUUCCCUCAAUUCGCGCCUUGCAACCAGCUCCUUUGUUUGGCGAUGCCUUUUCGCCCGCUCUGACUUUGAUAGUCUCCGUUUCGAUCUACUGUCCGUCUCCGCGCCGCAACCAUGACGCGGGAGACUUAUCUUAAGCGCUCGCUCGGAACUCUAGCCAGACGAAUCAAAGAGUCGCGUGUGCUUCUCGUGGGUGCUGGUGGCAUCGGAUGCGAAUUGCUGAAGAACCUCCUGCUCUCCGGGUUCGGCGAAAUCCAUAUCAUCGACCUCGACACCAUCGAUCUGAGCAAUCUCAACCGCCAAUUCCUUUUCCGCUUCGAACACAUCAAGAAACCCAAAGCAUUGGUUGCGAAGGAAGUCGCCCACAAAUUCCAGCCCGGUGCGAAGCUUGAAGCAUACCAUGCGAACAUCAAGGAUGACCAGUUCAACGUUGACUGGUUUGCGACAUUUGAUGUCGUCUUCAACGCUUUGGACAACCUCGAUGCUCGACGCCAUGCGAAUAGGAUGUGCUUGGCAGCCAAUGUGCCGCUAGUGGAGAGUGGAACAACGGGGUUCAACGGCCAAGUCCAGGUCAUCAAGAAGGGCGUCACGGAAUGCUACGAUUGUAACUCCAAGGAGGUCCCCAAGUCGUUCCCGGUCUGCACUAUCCGCAGUACACCCAGUCAGCCGAUCCACUGUAUCGUCUGGGCUAAGAGCUACCUUUUUCCUGAGCUCUUCGGCAUAAGCGAGGAUGACUCGAGCGAGUUCGAUCACUCGGAAGAUGCUGAAAACUCCGAAGAGAUCGAGAAUCUCCGCAGGGAGGCUCAGGCCCUCAAGGAGAUUCGUCAAUCCAUGGGCUCCGAGGAAUUUGCGCAGAAAGUAUUCGAAAAAGUGUUUCAGGAGGACAUAGAUCGGCUACGAGGCAUGGAAGACAUGUGGAAGACGCGAGAUCCCCCGGAGCCUCUGGAUUUCCACAAGCUACAAGAGGAGUCUUCGGGCAUCGAACCUGUGGUCUCCUGCAAUGACCAGAAAGUCUGGACUCUUGCUGAGGACUUUGUCGUCUUCAAGGACAGUCUGGAUCGAUUGAGCAAGCGGCUCAAGACCCUGCAGGACACCACGAAGAGUGAUGUGAAGCCUAUACUAGUCUUCGACAAGGACGACGUCGACACCCUGGACUUCGUCGCCGCCACUGCCAAUUUGCGGGCAAGCAUCUUCAAGAUCGAUCCCAAGUCCAAGUUCGACACGAAACAGAUGGCUGGCAACAUCAUCCCAGCUAUUGCAACCACCAACGCCAUGACGGCUGGUCUCUGUGUCUUGCAGGCUUACAAAGUUCUAAGAGGGGAGUACGAUCAGGCUAAGAUGGUCUUCCUCGAACGCAGCGGUGUUCGUGCGAUCAACUCCGAUUCUUUGCAGCCUCCAAACCCCAAUUGUCCAGUGUGUUCCGUGACUCACGCCAGGCUGAAGAUCGAUCCUCAGCGCGCGACACUGGAAAACCUGGUCCAGGAUAUCCUCCGAUCGCAGCUGGGUUACGGUGAAGAAUUCUCCAUCAACACCGAACUAGGAACCAUCUACGACCCCGAUCUAGAGGACAACCUGCCCAAGAAAUUGACCGACCUCGGUGUCAAAAACGAGAGUUUCAUCACUGUCAUCGACGAAGAGGACGACCAGCCCCGCGUCAACCUCGAACUUAUUGUGCUCGCGACCGAGGCCUCUCAAUCCACAGAAGACCAGAAACCCGCCUCCCUGGAAUCUGUUCCCGACAUCCCUCGAAAGCCAAAGGCACCCGCACCCGCAGCCCCCGAGCCCGAGCUCGAGCCCGUCAACGGAGCAGGCAAGCGGAAGCGCGACGCAGACGAAGCCGGGCUCAGCAACGGCGACAACCCAGCCAAGCGAGUGGCAGCCAUGUCCAUCUCGGACGGUGACGGAGCCAAUCCUAUUGUCCUGGACGAGGCAAACGGCGGCGCAAUCCUGAUUGAUGAUGAUUAAAAUGAUACCAAGGUGGGUAGUUAAUUGGGGUUCGGCAUCUUCGACCAACAUAGUGAUAUUUACUAUUUGCUCUCUUGGCUUUGCAGAUCUGGCGCAUGAUUGAUUGAUUUGGGACUGUUGCUUUUGUGUUGUUCCUGUUUACUAUUCUCAUGUAAAAUACUUUAUCACGCUACUUUGCAUACACAAACCCCGCAUGAUCGGUUUCGAUAGAAUGGAUG
Aspergillus neoniger CBS 115656 is the source of this 2387-nucleotide messenger RNA. RefSeq names its product E1 ubiquitin-activating protein ubaB. Gene Ontology annotation, biological process: protein sumoylation. The record is from RefSeq and is a predicted model, not a curated record. The transcript has 6 exons. Bases 319 to 2169 code for a protein of 616 amino acids. Gene Ontology annotation, cellular component: cytoplasm; SUMO activating enzyme complex. NCBI's taxonomy places the organism in Eukaryota, Fungi, Ascomycota, Eurotiomycetes, Eurotiales, Aspergillaceae. Gene Ontology annotation, molecular function: SUMO activating enzyme activity.